CCCCGCGGUCCGCGCCCAGCGGGCGCUCUAGCCGGUGACGUCUAGUCGCGUCUGUAGCCGGCGCCUUGAUACGCUGCUCCCAGCACAGGUUGCGAAUCCCGGGCGCCUUGCUCGCAGAGAAAUCCUCUGCGUGGGGCGCAGACGGGAACGGCCGGCUUCUCUAAGUCUGUGGUUUGUAGACUUCUCCUUCCCUUCCGGCCUCCUCCACAGGUCAGACAUGGAGCUCGGCAGUAGCGGCUCCAGCUUUCAGUCGGACCUGGAUUUCUGUCCGGAGUGCGGCUCCGUCCUGCCUCUGCCUGGCGCUCAGGACACGCUUGCCUGCACGCGUUGCGGCUUCCCGGUCAGCGCGAGGGACUUCGAAGGAAAGGUUGUCAAGACCUCAGUUGUGUUCCACAGACUAGGGACAGCCAUGCCUGCGUGGGGGGAGGAAGGACCUGAGUCCCAGGGACCCGUGGUUGAUAGGCGCUGCUCGAGAUGCGGUCACGAGGGGAUGGCCUACCACACCAGACAGAUGCGCUCGGCCGACGAGGGCCAGACUGUCUUCUACACCUGCACCAACUGCAAGUUUCAGGAAAAGGAAGACUCUUGAUCUUUUUUUCUGGAUGACUCAACAGCAUCUCACUGCUUCUCCUAGACGUUGAAGGAUAAGGUUCUUAGAUGCCUUGGCAUCAUGCUGUCUGGUUGCGGUGGUUUUACUCCCAGAGGAGAGUCAGAUCAUCAUGCUGCAACUACCCUAUCCCCAGAGUCCUCCUACCCCUAAUUGAGUUUAUUAAAGUUAUGUUUUUCUGUAAAACCCUA
Molecule: messenger RNA, 798 nt
Organism: Heterocephalus glaber (naked mole-rat)
Lineage: Eukaryota; Metazoa; Chordata; Mammalia; Rodentia; Bathyergidae
Gene: Polr1h
Product: RNA polymerase I subunit H
Biological process (GO): termination of RNA polymerase I transcription; DNA-templated transcription
Cellular component (GO): RNA polymerase I complex
Molecular function (GO): zinc ion binding; nucleic acid binding
Source: RefSeq, a predicted model, not a curated record